CAGGUGAUCGGUGGCAGGCGACAACUCUGUUGAAUGUGGGUUUGUGAUUUUUUUUGGACAGACAACAAACGAAACUGCAAGUUAUAAAUACUUUUUACUGUUAAUCUUCUUGUCAAAAUUACUUCACUUUGGAAACCAAAGAUGUCAAACUUUGCUACUCUACUAGCUGUUUUCUUCUUAAUUGGCGUAAUUUCGGCUAAAUCAUGCAAUUUACCACCGAGUGAAUGGUGUUCAACAACGGAGAUUUCUGUAGCUUGUCAGGUAGAGAAACAGUGCAGAUUGUGGUCCGGUAUGGGAUCAAAGGCAACAGCACCAGUGAACAUCGCCCUCUACUAUGAAUCUCUGUGUCCAGGUUGUAAGGAGUUUAUUACGACUCAGCUGCAACCAACUUGGAUGAAGUUGGGCGAUAGUGGAAUACUUAACGUCACCCUUGUUCCUUAUGGCAAUGCACAUGAACAACAAGAAGGAACUGGAUGGAUAUUUGAAUGCCAACAUGGCGAGUGGGAAUGUGCUGGGAACAUCAUGGAAACUUGCAUCUUAUCGCUGUUUAAAUUCAAAACUGCUGCCCCCAUUAUCUUUUGUAUGGAAGCAGCUGUAGACCCAUAUAGGACUGCCUAUCAGUGCCUCCAGCAACAGGGCGUUGACCCUAAACCUGCCUUACAGUGUGCUAAUAGCAGCAUGGGGAAUGCACUUGAACACAAGAUGGCAUUAUUGACCGAGUCAUUGAAUCCGCCUCAUCAGUACACACCUUGGAUUACCCUUAAUGGAAUGCACACAGAAGCCAUUCAGCAAAAAGCCACAACAGACCUUGCAAAACUUGUGUGUGAUACCUUCACUGGACAAAAGCCAGAUGCUUGCAGUGAUCUCUAUAAUAUGGAACGCUGCUACAGAAACUCAAAAUCCACAUUUACAUAAAAGUUUACAUCGAAAGCAGUCAGGAGAAAACAUAUCAGGUCGCUUAUAAUAAUUUUGUAUGCACAACAAUGACAACAUCCAAUAUAGAGAACAAAUUACAAAUUUAUAAGGUAUAAAAUUUCUACGUAGCAAGAUUUAUUUUCGAAAUACCAUUAAAAAUAUACUAUUGUCAUUAAAGUUGUACAAUUUCUCUUAAAAUAUUUUAAAUUAUAUUGUUUAAAAAUGAUAUAAAAUAGAAAUCUAUUGAUUUACAUAAUGUUUCCAUGAUGUUAUAAUAUUUUGAUGUUUACUGAAUCAGUACUAGUCUCUUAAUUAUCAAGCCUAUUCUUUAACCUAUGCAAUUAGCUAAUAAACACUUCGACUCAAUUUUUUGUGCAAUUAUAUUUUUAAAUCUUUAAAAUCAAAAAUUGGUCAAUCAUUGUGAAUCAGUUGUAUACAUUCCUUCACAUUACCUCAAUAUAAUUUUAGUAGUACUUCUUGAAAUACUUUUUUGUUGUACAUUUAUUGUAGCAUUUGUUUUGUGUUUAUUAUGAAGUGCAAUGAAACUCCAGUAUUUUGCAAUAUAUAUCAUUAUACCAUUACCUCAAUAUGAAUGUAUCUUAGUGGUUAAUAAUUAAUUAACUCAUUUGCAAUUGACUAAAUAUUUGAAGUAUAACAAAUAUGACCUCUAAUGUGAAAUGCAGGGAAGCUUUUAAGCAUUUGCAAUAUACAUUAUUUUCCAUCAUAACAUACCUCAUGUAGCUUGCUGGAUAAUUAAUAUACUUAUUUGAAAUUGACUAAAUAAAUGAAGUAUGAAGAAAUA
Molecule: messenger RNA, 1717 nt
Organism: Anneissia japonica
Lineage: Eukaryota; Metazoa; Echinodermata; Crinoidea; Comatulida; Comatulidae
Product: gamma-interferon-inducible lysosomal thiol reductase-like
Exons: 5
Coding region: 142-915 (257 amino acids)
Cellular component (GO): lysosome
Molecular function (GO): oxidoreductase activity, acting on a sulfur group of donors, disulfide as acceptor
Source: RefSeq, a predicted model, not a curated record